AUGCCCGGAACACUAUCACGACAUACGUUCGUCCGUCGAUUAGCUACGCUUGCGACAGAGUCUGCUGCUAAUUCAACCGCUCCACCAGUCCAUCAUGCCCAAUUUUUCUUCGACAACGUUUAUCCACUCAAACUCAACGCAUUUGAUUUUCGAUCAUACAUAUCCCGCUUGAGUAGACGUUCCCUUGAGACAAAAUUAAAGCAGAACAAGUGGCUCCCGCCGGAGAAUGAAUUACCUUACGAGUUUAAAAUUGAAGGAGUGGUGCCGAGACGAAAAGAAGGUGGCAUGUUUGUGAAAUUUACAUAUCGAGUAGAUGAAGCAAGCAAAGACAUCGCAUUAAAAGAGAUCCAUGAAACCGUUGAAAAUUUUGUCGAAUCAAAAAGUAUUAUUCCAUGGUUUAAUUUUUAUCCGAUGAGAGUGUUUUUAGUAAAGGGUGAACCUUUAUUAGAAGAUAUGGCUGGUCGAUACCCCGCGAGACGUUUACGUGUUAUAUUUGAAGGAUCGGAUGUAUUAUCUAUAGACUCGCUCUAUCAUACCUUUCGACGUUAUGGCAGAAUCCGUGAUAUCACAGUUCAACCCCUUUCAAUAAAAGAUACGCCACGCUUUGCUAUGAUAAUAUUCACUCGUAUACGAUCAGCCACCAGUGCGAAAAGUUGUGUACAUAGGAUGGUUGUAGAUGGAACGAGGUUAAGCGCAUUUUAUGAUAGAGUAGUGAUAACGAAUGUGAUUUAUAAGUGGAUGACAGCGCAUCCUCGUAUAUCGAUUCCAUUGAUAGCCGCCUUGAUAGCAGGCAUAUCAUAUAUAAUCUUCGACCCAAUCCGUACCUUCUUUAUUACUUCCAAAAUCACUCAGCGCUUCAGCAUUCAAGAAUACCCUCUCUAUCAAUGGCUUCGAAAAGAGACAAUAGAUAGGUUUUGGGCAUACCGAAAGAAUUCUGAUGAGGAUGGUUCUCUGCACGACGUCAGCAUGUGGUCAGAAAGAGUAGAUGAAGAGAUGAAACUUAGAAGUUGGUUGAAGGAGCCACCUGAGACGUUCAUUGUCGUUCUUGGACCAAGAGGUAGUGGGAAGAGUGAAUUUAUUGAUAAGGUCAUUCAGAACAAGAAAAAUAAAGUAUUCAUAAGAUGUGAUCAUCUUCUGAAUUCACGUGAUGAGAAUGAACUUGUCUACAAACUAGCCAAACAAGUUGGCUACUUUCCGCUAUUCACGAUUUUCGUGGCUCUUUCUAACAUAAUUGAUACAGUCGCUAGCGCUACAAUUGGACAGAAGACUGGAUUUACGUCAACGACUGACGCCGAAGUAAAGCAAAUCCUCGAUGUUCUUGCACUGGCUCUACAUAGAAUAGCUCCGGAUGCGCUUACCAAGCGAUCUCGACGCCCAAAUCGCAGCUCGCCUGGUUUAUACAAAUCUUCUAUUGUGGAUACAUACGAUUCGGAUGAUAUUCCUAUUCUUGUAAUCGAUAGUUAUAUGACUAAGGAUAAAGAGAGUCAUGAAUUAUGGGAGCAUCUGACAAAGCUUGCUGUAUUUCUGAUCGAGAACAGGGUAGCACAUGUUAUUUUUGCUAGUUCUAAUACGGCUAUUAACAAGACUCUGAGCAAAGCACUCCCGUAUAAAACGUUCAAUCACGUGAUUCUCUCAGAUGCACCUCCUGAGAAGGCCAUAAAGCUCGUCCGCCGUUAUGUAGACUUUGUUGACAAACGUGAAUUAGAGGACUCAGUCGUGGCACUUGGCGGUAGGCUUACGGAUCUCAAAAUGUUCAUAAAGAAGAUAAGAGAUGGACAGACACCUCAGGGCGCUUUUCGUGAACUGCUGGCAAAAGCCGUUAUGGAAAUCCGUAAGCUCGCGUUCGGAGACGAUACGGAAGAUGCGAAGAGCAUACCAUGGACUGGAGUUCAGUUCUGGAAGGUCAUUGUUGAAUUGUCUAAAUGUGGAAACGUUGACUAUGAUUCAAUAAAAUAUUCUCCUAUGUUCAAAGGGGACGACACGCCAUUAAAAGCAAUGGAAGAGGCGGAACUUAUCACAAUAAUACAGCACUAUGGUUAUCCAUACAUCAUCCGUCCAGGAAAACCACUUUAUCAGACAGCAUUUUCUGAAAUUAUUGCUGAUGACCACUUUGCCGCUAUCAUGGAACUUCAAAUGAAUCAGUAUCUUUCUGCAUUUGAAAAUGCAAAACUACAACAAUAUGAAGAUGAGAUGGGGAAGUUAGCGAUAUGUUUUACAAAAGAUGGAAAACGUCUGUUAGGAAGUGGGUCUGCUGCACCAGGAGACAGAAUGAAGUGGCUAGCUGAGAAUGUUGGUAAAAAGCAUGUGUUGAUUGCUGAAUAUGAAAACAAGGUUCGUUCGUUGAAGAAAGAAGUUGCUGAUCGCACACCAACCCAACCAACUUUUUAA
Paraglomus brasilianum is the source of this 2388-nucleotide messenger RNA. The record is from the annotation of a GenBank genome assembly. NCBI's taxonomy places the organism in Eukaryota, Fungi, Glomeromycota, Glomeromycetes, Paraglomerales, Paraglomeraceae.